This is a messenger RNA of Mya arenaria, 1936 nucleotides long. RefSeq names its product neurogenic locus notch homolog protein 1-like. NCBI's taxonomy places the organism in Eukaryota, Metazoa, Mollusca, Bivalvia, Myida, Myidae. Bases 239 to 1849 code for a protein of 536 amino acids. Gene Ontology annotation, molecular function: calcium ion binding. The transcript is spliced from 10 exons. The record is from RefSeq and is a predicted model, not a curated record.
CCUCGGCAUCAACACAUCGUACACAUUUAACAGAACUCGUAGCAUAGAAUUUGGUAAAAGUCUCGUAUUAUUAGGAAGCGGAGUAAGAAAAGGAGCUGGCAUACAUUUACUUAGUGAUGUGGAUAUUGGUGUGUAUGUAACAAACUGGCAUGAGCCUGGGACAAGCGCUGACACGUACACCGCUUUGCCACUGAAUGUACUUGGAAACAAGUAUAUAGUGGCCAGCAAUUCCCCAAAUAUGUUUGACGCCGUCUUCCUCGUUGUGGCUACUGUGGAUUUAACUCAAGUUAAUGUCACGUCUGCAAAAGGGACGUGGACACACAAAUCAUUGAACCGGUACGAUGUUUAUCAGGAAGUCAGCGGGUCAGAUCUUACUGGGACAGUUGUAUACUCGAAUAAGCCAGUAGCAGUUAUUAGCGGUCUUGGCUGUUCCUAUAGUCCCAAUAUACACUACGUGAGUGGCGGAUGUGAUCAUCAUAUAACGAGUCUUGUCCCAUCGUCAAAAGGAUCGUCGGCUGUCAUUGUUCCAAGCAUAUAUUCCCAGGAAAGGUUCAUUGCCCGUGUUCUUUCUGAUUCCACAAAUACUAGUAGGACAUCAACGAUUUGUCAUCACUAUGUUGGGAAUCAAACCAACUGCCAUGCGUUUAGCCGGGCGAAUGUGUUAGACUCGAGGGUCGAGAGUCACGCUGUAGUUGUAACUGGGUCUGAGAAGUUUAAUGUCGUACAAAUAAAAGGCGAACAGGGCUACAUGACAUGGAUUCCAGCAGUUAACCAGUAUCUCAAUGAGUACGUGUUUGUUCUGCCAACCAUAUACGCCCAACAGUCGCAUUACAUCUCAGUGAUCAUUCCUACACUCGACAUUAGCGGGCUUAUAUUAGAUGGCAUUCUUAAUCCCCCAAAACGCCUUAGUGAGACGGUGCCAAGUCCGUUCAGCAAUUAUUCGGUAUUGACGAUUGACAUGAACAGUGGCUACCACACCAUUAAACACUCCAACCCAGCUGUUAAGUUUGGCGUCAUCUGUUUUGGAAUUGGAAAACUAAAUAUAUCUGACUCCACCGCAAGUUACGGAUAUCCAGCCGGCUUCAAAUUUGAGACGGAUUGGUGUGAGGCGAGGCCGUGUCUUCAUGGUUCCCGGUGUGUUAGCGGUGUGAAGGGGUAUACGUGCGUCUGUUCCAUGGGCUACAGCGGGCAGCGCUGCGAGAAUAAGGUUGAAGACUGUGCAUCCAAUCCUUGUCUUAAUGCAGGCACGUGUAUUGGCGGUUUAAACGAGUUCUCGUGCAUCUGUCUCCCGGGUUACGCCGGGAGCGUCUGCCAAACAGUGAUAUCGAGCAGCGUUAUGUGUUACUCGUGCGCGGACAUGUCGCACCCAGGACUUUGCGACACCGUGAAACAGUGUGCUUCUGGGCAGUCCUGUAUGAUACAACACAGUCAAAACAGAUUCAAAUCCGGUUGUGCUGAUUCCACGGUGUGUUCGAGCGCCCACAACAACUCAACUGACGGACACUGCACUCAGUGCUGUGUUGUAAACUUCUGCAAUAGCCACGGAUGUGGAGCACAAGAACUAUUUCUUCGUGAGGACCGGGGACCAGUGUGUUUCGACUGCGGUCACGUGCAGACCACGGGGAAAUGUAACACCGUGCAACCAUGUCACAAGGAUCAGAUAUGUGGUAUUGAGGAGUAUGACUGGGUCGGAUUAUCUCAUUUCAAGAUGGGAUGUGUGGAUAUUUCUUGCGGGGUGCUUGAUAUGGAGGAUUCCCGCCGCUCUGUCCCUGUCUGCAAGUCAUGCUGUGCCGGAGACUUCUGUAACCACAACUGCACGAGACAUUCGCUCGGGGUCAUCAUCGGCUGAUGCAUGUCUGCUGUAUUUCCACAACUGGAAUAAAAAGUGAAUGUUUUGCACACAUUAUAUGGCAUCUGCUGUGUAAUAAUAAAAAAA